Sabethes cyaneus is the source of this 1195-nucleotide messenger RNA. RefSeq lists its product as uncharacterized. Gene Ontology annotation, molecular function: protein binding. The transcript has a single exon. Lineage: Eukaryota; Metazoa; Arthropoda; Insecta; Diptera; Culicidae. The record is from RefSeq and is a predicted model, not a curated record. The coding region runs from base 120 to 1019 and encodes 299 amino acids.
CUCUAUGCCAUAUUGGAAGAACAACCGCCUCGAUUUUAUAUCAAUAAAUUCCAUUUGUCGCAAGACGAAAGUACUGAGAUUAAUCCAAUCGUCAAAGAUCCCAAUCUUGGAGAUUCGCUAUGGACAUUGAGUCAACAACUAAGUCAUUACGACCGGUUCCGUCAUUUCGACUAGAUCAGCUAAUUCCUAGAGUAUGGACCGAUGAGGUCAAUGGGCUACGCAAAGAGCUGAUAGAUUUUUCUUCUUUCGUAUCUAUGAAAAAACCUUCUGACCUUUCGCGUUGCCUCGUAAUUAUUAGUAACAUAUCCCACUUUGAUGAUCUGGCAUCUAAUAUCCUCACAGCAACAAGCCCAACUAACGAACAGUGGAUUUCAAUUGGACGUUCAACAACCCCUGUUGACUAUUAUGUAGAACUUUUACUCAUGCAAAUGCUUACUAACGAAGAAAGCAAAUGUUUUAUUUCCUGUAAAACCAGGUCAAUAGAGUUCAAUAUGAAACUAAUACAAAUAGAUGACGGUGGCUAUUACUUUCAACAAACACCGGAAAAAUUGCUUAAUCUUGCUCGUCAGUACAAAGAAAACGGCGUUAUUAUGUUUCCUAAGUAUCCUCUUUUUGCACAUCGUUACUUUAGUCGAGCAGCUAAAUGCUUACUUUCCUGUGCGCCGUUAGAGGACCUAGACCCGAGCCGCGAAGGCGUUGAAACGAUUCGUGAAAUGCAACUUCUGUUGGAAACAUUAUACCUAAAUAUCUCAGCUUGUCUCAUCAAACAAAACCGCUAUGAGGAUGUUCUCUCUGUACUCGAAUAUCACGAUCAGCGCGAAAAGCCUUCGGAAAAAGCAGUUUACCGCAAGGCACUGGCACAGUUUCAUCUCAAGCGGUUCGAACAAGCAUUGCAAACAUUACAACGGAUCAACUACUCUGGAAUUACAGAAUGUGCAACGCUUUACGAAAAAAUACGGAUAGCGUGGAAGGAGGAAACAAAUCAGUACAAUUCUAUGGUCAAAAAAAUGUUUGGUUAGUUUUAGUGUAAGUUUUUGAGUGUGUAGCGUAACCCAUCACUGUAGAAUAUAAGCGUAAAAUGAUAAUUUACAAAUACAAUAGAAUUAAUCUAAUUUUUUUCUCUACAUUUAAGUACAGUAUAAUUAGUUUUUUUCUCAUUUCUACAGUUCGUAAAUGAUAAAGCAAUAUUCAAAUA